UGCCUUUAAUGUUUUUGUCUGCAGAUACAGCUGACGGAAUUUGAGAGCACGUUGCAGAAGAAGGAUGCCGGGCUCCUUGUGAAAGAUCUGUACAUGGAAGAGUUGAAGUCCACACUGAUGGAAUACAGUUCUGUUAUCGAGAAUCUAAGAAUAGAGAAGAACAAGCUGGAGCACGAUCUGCAGCAGAUGGAGCAAGAGCUUUUGUCGAAUGGCAUCAGUUCACCAAUUACGUGCAAGUUAAACCGUGUCAUAAAUGUUGGUUUGAGCUCGCUGCACACCGAGCUGGAAUAUGCACAGCAGUCGUCGGAGGUCUCCACAGCCGAGUGGAUGGUCUCCUCAGGCCGCACGUCUUCCCUUGAUGUCACUUUGGACCGUGAGGUCCUCUUGUUGCUCCACGGACCAGGACACGAACAACUAGCCACUGAGUUAAAGGGCAUCCUGCAGGCAAUGCAGGAAGACAGGUAUGUGAUGGCGGAUCAGCUUCUCGACUCAUUACAGCGCCUGAUCACCUCCGAUAUUGAUGUGAAGGAUUUAUCUGGGAAGAUGCUGGAGGUCAUAACCGCUGAUAUGAAGCAGAAGAAGGCAAACUGGGAGCAGAGGCUGAAGCAGCUGGACAAGAACAUGGAGUCUAUCGACCGAGAGUUCGUCAAGAUGUCAGGGAACGUGCGACGGAUGAAGACGGAGCAGCUUCACCUGAAAAAGGAACUUUCCUCCAGGGCUCAUGAGCUGGAAGCAGCCAGACAGCAGUUAGAGGAAGCCGAGGGACAAGAGCGACACAUCUCCGCUCAGCUGCACCAUUCUACUGCUGAACAAGAGGACCUGUCCAGACAGGUUGCUGAGCUGCAAGGCGCCCUUGACGUGCUGCGGACGGAGGUCGAGUCCCUGCGAGGCAAAUUAGAGGAAGCCGAGAGCGAGCAGAAGGAGCUGGAGGCUGUGAGGAGCCAGCUGCUGAGCCAGUGUCAGGACACAGAGGAGAGAGCGAGGCAGCAGGAGGAUGCGAUCAGUUUACUAGAAAGAAGACUGCUGACAUAUCAGUGCGCUGAUAAAACACUUUCGGUGUCCCUGGACGAUGCUUUGAUUCUGAACACAGCAACUGAACAGCCACUGAUACAUGGCGAAGACGAGAGAAGUUGCAUCUGCGAGGGGAUUGGUCACCAAGAAGCCGUCCGGUUAUCUGGACCUCACAAGACCAGCGCAGACUAUCUACAUGAAUUCUCGCCAUUAUUAGAUGCGCUGUCUCUUGAAUUGGGCGUGAAAUAUGUCCCCCUGAGAGUGAGAAAUUGGACGCCAUCCCUGAAGCUCAGAAUAUUUAAUACCCAACUAGACAAAGUACUGAGUGACGGUGGUGAAUCAUCUGCAGAGCUACAGAUCCAGAUCAGGUCCACACGUGUGUCUCUGGGUAUUCAGACUGAUGAUCGCGGUCCUGACCAUCCUGUGAUGGAAAAAACGUUCUCAAAGGAGAACAGGGAACAUGCACCAGCGGCUGUGGACAAUACAAGCUCUUCGGAUGACCCGUCGGCAGCACCUGGAGCAGCAACAGAAUCAAUGAUAAUGGAGUCAAAUCAAUCCGGGCAUAAAGAGUCUGGAGAGAAGGACAACAUGGCGGAAUAUCCCAGCGAAGCUGCCACUGAGGCUACAGUCAUCCAGUCUGAUUCACUACAAGAUUUAGGUACCCCCAAGGAUGGAAAAUUGCCCAAUUCUGAAAAAGAAUCUGUGGGGGAGAGUAAAAUGUCCCCUUCAGAAGUGGUUGAAACGCCACCAUCCAUUAAAAUGAACUCUCAGAACUGUGCAGAAGACAACCACACUUCUAACAACAACAAAGAGUUGGCGACUGAAUUCCUGCGCCUGUCGCUGGGUUUCAAGUGCGACAUUUUCACUCUGGAUAAACGUCUGCGCCUGGAGGAAAGGUCUCGCGAUUUGGCGGAAGAGAAUCUGAGGAAGGAACUUUCCAGCUGUAAAAAGCUCUUGGAGACACUGAUUCCGCUCUGUGAGGACGAUAACCAGACAAACGAAAUUGUCAAGAAACUGGAGAAGAGUUUGCAGUUUCUAAAUCAGCACACAGCACGCGUGGCCAGCCGAGCAGAGAUGUUGGGGGCCAUUCACCAGGAAAGUCGUGUUAGUAAAGCGGUGGAAGUGAUGAUUCAGCAUGUUGAAAACCUAAAGCGCAUGUACGCCAAGGAGCACGCCGAACUGGAGGAGCUGCGGGAGGCCAUGCAACAGAGCGAUCGCAGCAGCACCACCUCGGACAGAGAUGACUCAUUAAAAUUGGCAUCAUCACUUGCUAGUAAGGUCUCCCCUGCCAGAAGGGUCAGUAUGCCGGCAUACACAAGAGGAAUUGGUACUGCCUCUGCCAUGGACAUCUUUGGAGGAGACAAGCUGGAUAAUAAGAUGCACAGGAGAUCAAAUAGCUGGAAGUUGGUGGGUUCUCGACAGAAUGAUGGCCGCCCCACUCUACAGAGGUUUAUGGAUAAUUACCCACUCCCAGAGCCAGCGGAGGAGAAUUCAAUUCAAGAGGAUGAGCCCAACGCCGAAUUAGUGGAAGAAAUAAAAGAAGAGCAAGUCAGGAAAUUCAGCUUAAAAACGCCGUCCCCCACCAAGCCUGAAUCCAAAUACAGCCACGUUUGGUCCUGGAUGUCUGACGUGAGGCAAUCGAUAACCAACAUUAACAAGCCGCUGGUGAUCUGUAUCAUGGCUGCAUUUUUAUUUGUGACACUUGCUGGUUUCCUGACAGGCCUGACCUUCCACAAACCGGUAGAAGGAGCCCCUGUCGGUCCUGGUGUCUCGUGGACUUCCAUCCAGCAGUUACUGUGGCCAUACACUGGGCUCCGGCACAAUGGGCCCCCUCCAAUAUGAUGGCACUGUGGAUUUCCAAUAUUUUUUAAUUAUUUUUUUUUUGUAGCGUUUACACUUGACACCCAUUUACCCCUGUACAAUAUUCUGGACGGACGAUCGCGCUUUAAAAUAAUUUAUGUGUGUAUAUAUUCUAUUUUAUUAUAAGCCAUCAAGUGGCCACAAAGGUAUCAUGAUAUAUUUUCUACAAGAGACCAGUGACUUUCCUACUGAUGUGUAGUUUAGAAUCAUUUGGAGACCGUAUGGCGUUUAAGGCUAUCGCAUGUGAUUUUGUGGCCUGGCAUACACUUCACUGUUUUUACUGCCUGAUAUUUAUUGUGUUAAUAAAGUAACAUCAUGUUUA
Messenger RNA from Rana temporaria (common frog), 3193 nucleotides. RefSeq names its product inositol 1,4,5-triphosphate receptor associated 2 (gene IRAG2). NCBI's taxonomy places the organism in Eukaryota, Metazoa, Chordata, Amphibia, Anura, Ranidae. The transcript is spliced from 30 exons. Gene Ontology annotation, cellular component: endoplasmic reticulum membrane. The record is from RefSeq and is a predicted model, not a curated record. The coding region runs from base 94 to 2853 and encodes 919 amino acids.